AUGAACACGUCCAUCCCAACAAACGGCCAUGCCUUCUAUCAUCGCCGAAGCACCGUUCGCAACCAAGCAUUCUAUAUAGACUUUGCCGCCUUUCAAGCGGAAGAUGAGCUAUUUAUGGCCCCAACCAACUACUUGAAGGCAAAUUCGGCUACGUUCAACCAACUCCUCGACCUUCAGCUUGGAGCUGACCCUACAGCGGGGCAAAGCGACGAGAACCCCAUCGUGCUUGAUGGCGUAAGUAAGGUUGACUUCGAGCGAUUCCUCGGAGUCGCGGUCGCAGCCAAUUACCAAGGAGAGCCGCCGGUGGCUCUCGGGGUUCCCCAUUGGUUAUCUGUGCUCGGGCUUGCCAGUCUAUGGGGCUUCCAUGACCUUCGACGAAAGACCAUUGAAGUGGUCUCUUCUGGGGGACUGACUACUAUGGAACGGCUUUCCUACGGGCGUUUACUCAAAGUCGAGAAAUGGGGCGCGCAAGAUGCAUCGGCAGUCCGCCAGGCGUUUGCGGCGGAGCUGUACGAGAUUUGUGCGAUUGCUGAUGCCUUGAUGGUUCCCGUACCAGAAACUCGGACGAUCCCCACUCGGGGUCAGAGGCAGAUAGCCGCAGAUAAUCGCACACAUCUCGGAAUCGGAGCUAGACCGCCAGAUAUCUUUGACACCCACCACCCCCGCAUCGACAGGCGGUCUCGGAACUGUGCUCGGGAGCUCAGUGGUUCAGGUCCAGAUCUACGAUUCAUGCCGGCGCGAGUCGUGGAAGUGCAACGUGUAGACGGCUCUGUGACUGAGCUAGCUCUUUUCCAUCGUAACCAAGGCGAUCUUGAACGAAAGGUGAUGCCUCGUAUGUCGCGCAAGCAACACGCUGCAGAAAAGAUGGCAGGAGGCAUGGCCUUCUAG
Molecule: messenger RNA, 888 nt
Organism: Pleurotus ostreatus (oyster mushroom)
Lineage: Eukaryota; Fungi; Basidiomycota; Agaricomycetes; Agaricales; Pleurotaceae
Exons: 6
Coding region: 1-888 (295 amino acids)
Source: RefSeq, a predicted model, not a curated record